UCCCAUGUUUUCUGACCUAUGUAAUUAGUCCGGGAAAUAAACAUAAAAGCUUAACUGUCAACGGAGAUGUUAUUUUCUGCGCACAUUUUUCUUGGUUUUGAGCCCAUAACAGACAUGAGUUAAAUCACUGAGCGCAGAGGAAUAUGGACGGAGGGGGACUGGAUGAGGAGUUCAUAAACGUUUACCCAUCUGCCUUCGGGAGUCACUCAAGCCGGUGUACAUCAGGAGCGCCGGGACUCUCCGCUGUCGAUCGACCGACUUCUGUUUGCAAUGAGUCUAUCAGUCCUUACUUUUCUUUUCCAUCCAAUAUCGGCACCGGCUCCUUAGUCACGUUUGGAUGCCAUUUGGAAAACAGUUACAAAGUUCCACAGAACGCCGUGUUCCCGCCUAGUGUUGCGAAGCAAAACGGACAGUUCGCCAAUAAACCCGUGGACUAUGCUGAAGCCUCCAGCUGGCUUAAAGAGUUCGCUUUCUAUCAAGGUUGCACGGGCUCCUAUCCGAGAAUCCCUGCCUUUAUUGAUCUACCUGUGGUUCAGAGAGCAAUGGUGGGAGAUCCUAGACGUGAGACUUGUUUGACAAUGGAAGGCCACCAACAUUGGGACUGGUCAAACAAUUGCAGCAGUCAACUUUAUUGCUCUCAGGACCAGACGCGGAGCCCGCAUAUCUGGAAACCAUCAUUAACAGAGGAAGCAGCAGCGGCUUCGUUCUGUCAGCGCGGGAGAAAGAAGCGGGUUCCUUACACAAAAUCUCAGCUGAAAGAGCUCGAGCGUGAAUACAACACCGCUAAGUUCAUUACAAAGGAGAACAGACGGCGGAUCGCUUCUUCGACCAACCUGUCUGAGAGACAAGUAACUAUAUGGUUUCAAAACCGACGGGUCAAGGAUAAGAAGAGACCUGACGUCUGCAUCAAAUGCUAAUCCUAAUGAUAUCUUUGUAGAAUUGGUUAAUAUAAAGUAUAAAUUAUAGUCAAAUGUAAAGUACAAUCAUAAGUAAACUGUUAUUAUUAUUUGUCAAUCAGUUAAUUCUCCCGCCAUAUUCCUGUUUCCCACUCAAAAUGUUAUAGUCUAUAUUUUCUUUAAUUUGAGUGUGUACCAUAGUUGUUUAUAUCAGACUUUUACGU
Danio aesculapii is the source of this 1120-nucleotide messenger RNA. RefSeq names its product homeobox D13a (gene hoxd13a). Gene Ontology annotation, biological process: regulation of transcription by RNA polymerase II. The record is from RefSeq and is a predicted model, not a curated record. The transcript is spliced from 2 exons. The coding region runs from base 144 to 917 and encodes 257 amino acids. Gene Ontology annotation, molecular function: RNA polymerase II cis-regulatory region sequence-specific DNA binding; DNA-binding transcription factor activity, RNA polymerase II-specific. Lineage: Eukaryota; Metazoa; Chordata; Actinopteri; Cypriniformes; Danionidae.